Lethenteron reissneri (Far Eastern brook lamprey) is the source of this 4053-nucleotide messenger RNA. Its product is annotated as calumenin-A-like. Gene Ontology annotation, cellular component: endoplasmic reticulum. Gene Ontology annotation, molecular function: calcium ion binding. The record is from RefSeq and is a predicted model, not a curated record. Lineage: Eukaryota; Metazoa; Chordata; Hyperoartia; Petromyzontiformes; Petromyzontidae.
CACCUCCUCGUUCACCUCCUCGUCCUCCACCUUGUCCACCUUGUCCACCUCCUCCACCUCCUCCUCACUCAUCCUCACCCUCCACCUCCUCCUCACUCAUCCUCAUCCUCCCUCCUCACCCUCCCUCUUCCAUCGCUUCCUCCUCCUCCGUUCUCGCGACAAAGGGGGAGCUCGCGGGAGAGACAAAGACCCCCCCCUGCCCCCCCCCCCCCAGGGGGUCCCUGCCCCCCUGAGCGACCCCCUUGAGCGAGGGGACCCUGCCAGGCUGGACCACUUAUAGGCCCGGUCAUCGCCGCAUCGCCAUGGAUCUCUCCCCUGCACGCGCCUCCUCGUGGCCAUCUUCGCCCAGCACGCGAGGCCCCGUGGGCCUCUCCACCUCCACCCGACUCCUCCGGCCCCCCCUCCUGCUGCUGCUGCUGCUCGUGGCCUCCUGGCCGGGCCCGGGGAGCUGCAAGCCGGCGGUGCCGCGGGGGGCCCCGGCGCGCGACCGCGUGGCCACCCCCCCGCGUCCCGACGCCGAGGGGGGGCAGCAGCGCCCCGAGGAGGUGCCCCCCCCCCCCAUCCUGGACCCCGAGGAGGCUCGGGCCUUCGAGAGCCUCGGCCCCGAGCAGAGCAAGCGGCGGCUCGCGGCGCUUGUGGAGCGGAUGGACGUGGACGAGGACGGGCUGGUGUCGCGCUCCGAGCUGCGCGUGUGGAUCAAGUUCACGCAGCGGCGCUACGCGGCCGAGGAGGUGGCACGCCACUGGCGCGAGUACGACGCGGACCGCGACGACCACGUGUCCUGGGACGAGUACCGCAACACCACCUACGGCUUCCACUUCGAGGAGGACGGUGGCGACGGUGAGGAAGGCGGUGGGUACCGGCGGAUGUUGGCGCGCGACCGGCGCCGCUUCUCCCACGCGGACGGCGACGCGGACGGGCGGAUGACUCGGGAGGAGUUCUCGGCCUUCCUGCACCCCGACGAGCACGAGCACAUGGCCGAGCUCGUCAUCACGGAGACGAUCGAGGACCUCGACAAGGACGGGGACGGAACCAUCGACAUCGAGGAGUACAUUGGAGACAUGUUCUCGCGGGAGCCGAGCGCGGGAGACGACGCGGACGGGGAGCGGCAGGGGGGGGAGGCGGAGGAGCCCGAGUGGGUGCGCACGGAGCGGGCGCAGUUCCUGGCGGUGCGCGACACGGACGGCGACGGCAGGAUGGGGCGCGCCGAGACGCGGGCCUGGGUGCUGCCCAGCGACUACGACCACGCCGACAUCGAGGCACAGCACCUGGUGCACGAGAGCGACGCCGACGCGGACGGCAAGCUGAGCGUCGAGGAGAUCCUCAACAAGUUCGACCUCUUCAUCGGCAGCCAGGCGACCAACUUCGGCGAGGAGCUCAAACGCCACGACGAGUUCUGAGACCCCCCCCCCUCCCCAACGCGCCGCCGAGACCGCGGGGGUUAAGGGGCCACGGGAAGAUGCGCCUGGAAGGGGGGGAGUACGCACGUGCGAUCGCUGGACAAUCAAAUCGGUUGGGGGGCGCCACGCUGGUGGGUGCUCGCGCGCCGUUCCGACAGCGCACGGCGCUGUCUCACGGACGGACGGAGGCGCUGUGUUUCACAGAUGGGGUAGAGUGUCACUCGUCCGCUCACCAACACGCAGGAUCCUCCGCUCACAUGCUCGCUCGCCUACUCACCCACCCACCCGCUCACUCACCCACCCAGUGGCCCACUCACCCACCCACUCGCCCACUCGCCCGCCCACUCGCCCAUUCACCCGCCCACUCGCCCUCUCACCCACCCACUCGCCCACCCACCCACCCACUCGCCCGCCCACCCGCCCACCCGUCCACCCGCUCACCCGUCCACUCACCCACUCACCCACACACUCGCUCACCCACCCAGUGGCCCACACACUCGCUCACCCACCCAGUGGCCCACUCACCCGAACACUCGCUCACCCACCCAGUGGCCCACUCACCCACACACUCGCUCACCCACCCAGUGGCCCACUCACCCACACACUCGCUCACCCACCCAGUGGCCCACACACUCGCUCACCCACCCAGUGGCCCACUCACCCACACACUCGCUCACCCACCCAGUGGCCCACUCACCCACACACUCGCUCACCCACCCAGUGGCCCACUCACCCACACACUCGCUCACCCACCCAGUGGCCCACACACUCGCUCACCCACCCAGUGGCCCACUCACCCACACACUCGCUCACCCACCCAGUGGCCCACACACUCGCUCACCCACCCAGUGGCCCACUCACCCACACACUCGCUCACCCACCCAGUGGCCCACACACUCGCUCACCCACCCAGUGGCCCACUCACCCACACACUCGCUCACCCACCCAGUGGCCCACUCACCCGAACACUCGCUCACCCACCUUAACUCAACCAACCGUGGGUGCAUUUGGAGUUGGCGCCAUUUCCCCAGUGUGCAAGGCCGUCGUGACGGACGGCCCCGCUAUGCUUCACCGACGGGUACUGCCGUUCGCUCGCGGUUGGUAGUAGCGGGCCACGUGGUGAUGACGUUUCCCCAGAGAGACAUUUGUGGGGCCAUUUUUUUUAUUGGCCGUGACGAAAUUGACGUCACAGGAUUUGUAACGUCCGCUGUGAGCAAAGCAGGUGGCGCCUAAUACGUGCACCGUGGUAACAUUACAACAGUUACUCUGUACACGCUUAAUAUACACCACCACUCGCCUUUUGCCCGUCCAAGGACGGGUGUAUUGCAGUAAAUCUGAAACUUGCAAGCGAAAAUCAGACCGCGACGUGAUAUAAUCAUUGUAUCAAUGCGUGUGCAAUUAGUAAGGGCACGGUGACACAAACCUACUUCAGUUACAGGUUCUAAUCCCUUGUUCAUCACUACGUCCUUUUUACUUCGAUGUCUCAACAGCGCUACGGAGACCGCGUGACGACGUGAGGGUUCUGCCUUGUGAGUGAGGGCUGUGAGUUGACGCCGUGGAGGGGGGAGGAGGCGCCUCGCCCCCCCCCCCAUGUGGAGUGACGUCAGCCGCUAAUUAUUAUGAAUGGGGGGAUGGGGGGGGGUGUCCGUUUGGAAGACGUCACCUCUUCAUGAUUAUUAAUGAGGGGGGCCGUUCGAUGUGCAGUAACGUCACCUGCUCAUGAGUAUUAAUGAGGGGGGUUGCUACAUGUGUAGUGACAUGAAUAUUAAUGACGGGUGGUGGGGGUGUGGCAUGUGGCUCAUUAUAGUAGUAAUAGUCUAACCAGGGCGGCCGCCGGGAUCGAACUGACCAGGUGAUGCGCCACACCUAUCACUCCCAGGUGAUGCGCCACACCUGUCACUCCCAGGUGAUGCGCCACACCUGUACGGCCAGGUGAGAGGGACACCUGGACGGCCAGGUGACAGGGACACUGACACUCUCGCUGUGAAGCACUCCUCCUACUGGGCCGGGGUACACCUGUUCUGUUUGAGGUGUACACCUGCAAUCUCUCAGGUGCAGAUAAUAAAGGUAAAGGCGCCAACCGUGCUAACUGGAGGCACCUCGAUGCGAAGAUUGGGAGUGGUUCGCAUCUUGAUGAGGCCACGUGAGUGAAGCCCCUUGUUUAGGGCCUGGGGAGACAAAGACGGAUGUGGGUCACGUGAUCACUGGCUCGGGUCGCCGUGCGCUACUGCUGCUGCCGCCGUCCGCGUGGGGUUUUUUUAAAGGCCGUGCGUUGUUGUUUACUGUUGCCUAUCGUCAUUUGUAAUCGAUUUUGUAAUUCAGACCAUAAUGAACUGGCCAAAGUUUUGUUGUGUAAGCCCUCCACCACCCGACACGGGUAAGCUCACCCACAGCUCACCCGGUGAGCCGAGCCGAAAUGAUCACAACCGGCGCUUGUGCCACGGGUGUGACGGUGGAAUUGGCAAGGCCUUGUCGGGUGGUGGAGGGCUUUCUCAACAACAUGUUUGCCAGAUCUUUACGUGGCCCAACGCGAACAUCAACAUCGAACCAGGAUAUCGGCUGCGAGAUCAUACGCGUUGAGUUGUUGAUGGCGGUUGUUGUUCUUGGUGGUGGUGAUUAAUUAUUGUAAAGAAACGUUGAGAAUCCUGCUGCA